Saccostrea echinata is the source of this 1649-nucleotide messenger RNA. RefSeq names its product metallo-beta-lactamase domain-containing protein 1-like. The transcript has 6 exons. The coding region runs from base 66 to 782 and encodes 238 amino acids. The record is from RefSeq and is a predicted model, not a curated record. NCBI's taxonomy places the organism in Eukaryota, Metazoa, Mollusca, Bivalvia, Ostreida, Ostreidae.
UUCACAUUGGGAUUGGAUCAUCAUCUUUUUCAUCAGCAACCAGAGGCGAGUUACUACAUUUCCACAUGAACAAAAUGUAUGAAGUUUUGGUGCUCAAAGAAGGCUACAGUAUACCAAAAGAAGAAGGUCAGAUGAAAACAAGUGGAAGCAUCACCUUAAUUAAAGGCCUACAUAACAUCAUAGUAGACACUGGGAAUCCAUGGGACAGAGAUUUACUUCUUCAAGGAUUACAGAAAUACCAGUUAACACCAAUGGAUGUGGACUAUGUUAUUUGUACUAGUGGUCGGUCAGAUAAAGUUGGUAACCUGAACUUAUUUACGAAGGCAAAACACAUUGUCUCUGGAGAGCUCUGCUUUGAAGACAACUUCUUCAAACAUGCAUUUAAGCAGGGGAUUCCCUAUGAAAUAGAUGAUGAGGUUGAAGUUGUUUCUACCCCAGGCCAGUCUGGUUCUGAUGUUUCUGUUCUGGUCAAAAACACUGCCCUUGGAACAGUUGCUGUUACAGGAGGUCUCUUUGAGUGUUUUGAUGACCUGGAAGAUCCCAGUUUGUGGCAGAUGUUGAGCGAGGACCCCGAGUCUCAGGAACAGGGAAGGAUCAGUAUUCUUCAGCUGGCCAAUCACAUUAUACCAGGCCACGGCAAGAUGUUCCAGGUCCCCGAGGACUGCAAGCAUCACCUCAGAGUCGUUAUGUACAGUGAGGAACAAAUCCAGCAAACCACAGAAAACACUACUACAACCUCUAUACAAAGCCAGUACGUUGUCAUCGAGAAAGAGGACGAAUAGUAGUAUUAUGUGUACAUUUCUCCAAGAAUAAACGAGUUUGAGAAGGAGGUUUCAGUUCAAAUGGAAUCACCGUUGUAUUCUUUCUGUUCAUUUUGGGUCAAAAGUGUCUUUGCAAUUUUAAAUGCUGUAUUGACCAAUUGGUUGCUUCACAGGGUCUUUCAUGUUCUUUUAUUUUUUAACACAUGUAGGAACAGCGUGUGUGCUGAAAUUAUAUUAAGAAAAGCUUGUUUUAAAUUUUAUUUGAAUGGGUUUUUUUCCAAUGAAAUAUCUUCAUUUUGUCACCGAUGUUACACAAGUUUCUUCUGUUUAAUCUCUUCAGCAUACAAUUCUAAUAAUUUUCUCUGAAUGUGAUUUUGGAUGGUAAUGCCUGUAUCGCUGUCUAUUUCCUGACAAAAUUUUAUGCAGUAAAUUACAGUCCACCUCAGAUAAAAAUAUCAAACUUUGUAAGUGACUUAAUAGUUCUGAUUAUGGUGAUGAUGCAGAAUGAACUAAUGUGACACUGGCCUGAAAAAUCUUCAGUGUCUCUGAAAUCUCAGGCCUGUUUUAUGGCUUUCUAAACCUUUUCUUGUCUUGAGAAAUUGAAAUGAAAUAGAGCUUUAUCAAGAAUAAACAGAAUAGUAUUAACAUCUUUUUAAGUCAUGUUGUGUUAAUGAAUAGAGCUUACUUGAAAACAAUAGGUCAAGAAAAUUUGUAAUUUGGUUUAUCGGUGGGAACUGAUUGGCAAUUCUGUAUUCGAUUGCCAUCCCUCAUAAUUAUGUAUUGUAAUUCUGUGAGAUUAGGAAUUGGUUGUCAAAAAAGUCUAUUAUUUACGUAUAGUUAUUUAAGGAAUCACUGUCUAGUUAGUAGAGUAUGCCAGGGCAUCAACGA